AUGGUAUCCAGAUGGAUCAAUGGUGGAUUCCAGCAAGAAAAGAGUGACCCCAAGAAAGACGACGCCCUAGAACAAUGUUUGGUAUGCAGUCAAUUCGGAAUUCCGAAUUUCCACUCCACGAGCUGCGAUCCUACACAUCAACCUGCAUGGGAGGCUCUCGCCGGAUCAUCUUUAGUUCCGAUCAAGGCCCGUCGUCAGUUUAAAGAUCAAAACCGGAGGUCGUCAACGGAGGGAUUCAUCCCUCGCGUUUUGGAUCCCCGUAGCGACAGAGUGAUGUGGUGGAGUCGAGUAUUUCUUUUUGCACGUUUCGCUGCAUUGGCCGUAGAUCCGUUCUUCUUUUUUGCACUGGCAGUGGCUGACGACGGUGAUGGUGGUGGUGGGCCGUGUAUAUAUAUAGACGAAAGGGUAGUGAGAGCGGUGAGCAUUGUACGAACUUGCGUCGACGCCAUGCACCUGUGCCACGUGUGGCUUCAGUUCCGUUUGGCUUACGUGUCUAAGGAAUCUUUGGUUGUUGGAUGCGGGACGCUAGUGUGGGAUGCACGUGAUAUCGUCUUUCAUUACCUUCGAUCCCUUACAGGAUUUUGGUUAGAUGCAUUCGUCCUGUUACCAAUCCCCCAGGUGGCAUAUUUAUGGGUACUACCAAGAUUCCUAAUAGAAGAGAAGGUAUCGACCAUAAUGAUACUUGUACAACUCAUUUUCUUGUUCCAAUACAUCCCUAAAGUUUGGCAUGGCUACAUCUUAAUGUAUCGUAUGCGGCUUGUCAACGGGUACAUCUUUGGGUCAAUCUGGUUUCGUGUAGGCCUCAGUUUCAUGGCUUACUACCUUGGUUUUCAUUCAUCAGGAGGAUAUUGGUAUGCACUAGCCAUACAACGUGUUGUUUUAUGCCUAACUAAACAAUGUGAUGCUAGCAAGAAAUGUAGUACCCUCUUUCUAUCGUGCUCAAGUAAUCCCAAGUCUAGAAGUAGAAGCUCCAUGUGCUUAGAUGAGGACGGGUCUUUUCCUUAUGGAAUCUAUCAGUUUGCGAUUCCUGUAAUUUCAAUUGAUUCUGUCGCCUCAAGGAUCUCAUACAGUGAGUUAUGGGGUAUAACUUCUUUCAGGCAAGAAAACUUGAACAAAAGAUGCCCUCACUCUUAUAAUAUUCCAUUGCUUUGUGAGAUCUUGGAGGUGAUUUUGUCAUGUUAUAUGGUGCUUGUUGGGCUACUUCUUUUCACUGUGCUAGUUGCAACUAUUCAGGUAUUCUUGUAUGCACUUGCGGGAAGGACUACUAGAGCACAAAUAACACUUAGAGACAUGGAAUGGUGGAUGAAACGAAGACAAUUGCCUUCUGCUUUGAGAAAAAGAGUUCGCCAUUUUGAGAAUCAAAGGUGGUCAUUUAUGGGAGGUCAAGAUGAUAUGGACAUGAUCCAAGAUCUGCCUGAAGGACUUAGACGAGAUAUCAAACGUUAUCUUUGCUUGGACCUCAUAAAAAAGGCACCAUUUUUCAACUUCAUGGAUGAUGUAAUUCUUGACAAUAUUUGUGAUCGAGUUACAUAUUUCGUCUACUCAAAGGGCGAAAAGAUUAUCAGAGAAGGAGAUCCUGUGGAGAGAAUGGUGUUUAUAGUUGAUGGAAAAGUAAAAAGAACCCAAUUACUAAGUCGAGGGAUGGUUGCAACAAGCACAUUAGAACCAGGGAGUUUCUUUGGAGAUGAGCUACUUUCAUGGUGCCUUCGUGUUCCAUUUAUAGACCGUUUUCCUGCUGCAACUGCUACAUUCACGUGUGUCAAGCCAACAGAAGCAUUUGCACUAGAUGCUAAACAUCUAAGGUACAUCACUAAUCAUUUUCGUUACAAUUUUGUUAAUGAAAAAAUGAAGCGAAGGGCAAGGUACUAUUCAUCAAACUGGAGAACAUGGGCUGCUGUUAAUAUACAAAUUGCAUGGCGCCAUUAUGUUUCAAGAACAAGGAGGGGGACAUUGAACCAUGGUUCGAGGAAUAAUGCCCGGCUUCAACAUUAUGCGGCUAUGUUCAUGUCGUUUAAGCCUCACGACCACCUUGAAUGA
Lactuca saligna is the source of this 2037-nucleotide messenger RNA. NCBI's taxonomy places the organism in Eukaryota, Viridiplantae, Streptophyta, Magnoliopsida, Asterales, Asteraceae. The record is from the annotation of a GenBank genome assembly.